Aspergillus heteromorphus CBS 117.55 is the source of this 575-nucleotide messenger RNA. RefSeq names its product transcription initiation factor IIA subunit gamma. The record is from RefSeq and is a predicted model, not a curated record. Gene Ontology annotation, molecular function: RNA polymerase II general transcription initiation factor activity; TBP-class protein binding. The transcript is spliced from 3 exons. The coding region runs from base 38 to 376 and encodes 112 amino acids. NCBI's taxonomy places the organism in Eukaryota, Fungi, Ascomycota, Eurotiomycetes, Eurotiales, Aspergillaceae. Gene Ontology annotation, biological process: RNA polymerase II preinitiation complex assembly; transcription initiation at RNA polymerase II promoter. Gene Ontology annotation, cellular component: transcription factor TFIIA complex.
CGACGUUCUCCAUCAUCUCCCUAGCAUCAUCAGCAAAAUGAGCAACGCCCAGGCAUACUACGAGCUCUAUCGCGGGAGCAGUCUCGGACUCUCCCUCACCGAUACCCUCGAUGACCUGAUCAACGAAGGCCGCAUCGAGCCCCAGCUCGCCAUGAAGAUCCUCUCCACCUUCGACCGCAUCAUCACUGAGGUCCUGGCGGAUAAAGUGCGCGCGAGACUGACCUUCAAGGGCCACCUCGACACCUACCGCUUCUGCGACGAAGUGUGGACCUUCCUCAUCAAAGACGUCACAUUCAAGCUGGACAACCAGACCACCGUGUCCGCAGACAAAGUGAAGAUCGUGAGCUGUAACAGCAAGAGGCCUGGGGAGGUGUAGCGGAAAUCAACCAUGUUACGCAUGCAGUCGAUACAACACGGACGGGCGUUUCUUUUUUUUUUCUUUACUUGAUUUCAAAAUAUCUGAGCUGGGUCAUGGGGGUUGCUUGAUGAUUUUUCGGCGUUUGGAGGGUCUACGAUAUACUGAGGUACUGGGGUUGUAUUGUAUUGCGAUGUGCUGCAAAAUAUGAAGAAGGGAG